Messenger RNA from Myripristis murdjan (pinecone soldierfish), 1090 nucleotides. RefSeq names its product myosin, light chain 12, genome duplicate 2 (gene myl12.2). The transcript has 4 exons. Gene Ontology annotation, molecular function: calcium ion binding. The record is from RefSeq and is a predicted model, not a curated record. The coding region runs from base 180 to 698 and encodes 172 amino acids. Lineage: Eukaryota; Metazoa; Chordata; Actinopteri; Holocentriformes; Holocentridae.
GUUAGGGUUAGCGUUAGCCAAUCAGAGACAGGGUGGGGCGGGUCUUUACGGACUGCGGGUGGGAAAAAUAACGCACCUGGUCCCAGAGCUCGCUGUUGGUCUGGUAGCUGUGUUAACAGCUAUUUAGCAGUAACACUUCUAUUUUCGACCAGGAAGGAGCUGCUGUACCAUCUGCCAACAUGUCGAGCAAAAGGGCCAAGGGAAAAAACACCAAGAAGCGUCCCCAGCGCGCCACCUCCAAUGUGUUUGCUAUGUUUGAUCAGUCUCAAAUCCAGGAGUUCAAGGAAGCCUUCAACAUGAUUGACCAGAACAGGGAUGGUUUCAUUGACAAAGAAGAUCUACAUGACAUGCUGGCCUCCUUAGGUAAGAACCCCACUGAUGAAUAUCUGGAGGCCAUGAUGAAUGAAGCCCCCGGCCCAAUCAACUUCACCAUGUUCCUCACCAUGUUUGGAGAGAAGCUGAAUGGCACCGACCCCGAGGAUGUGAUUCGGAACGCUUUUGCAUGCUUCGACGAGGAGGGCACAGGUAUGAUCCAGGAGGAGUACCUACGGGAGCUGCUCACUACGAUGGGCGACAGGUUUACAGAUGAAGAGGUGGAUGAGCUCUUCCGAGAGGCCCCCAUCGACAAGAAAGGCAACUUCAACUAUGUAGCAUUCACGCGCAUCUUAAAGCAUGGUGCGAAGGACAGGGACGACUAGUGGCGGGCUUAUCACUGGACAAUGCUCAUUCCACACAUCAUGUGUACCGGUCCUGGGUUUCAACCUAAUUUAGAGCAGCAACACCGUAAAAUUUGGCUCACAAAAAAAGCUUCACUGUGGUAAAGCCUGUUGAGGUUUAUUUAUAUAAGCUGUCUGUUCUACCGUACCUCUGGCCCCUCGCUCCACCCCCCUACCCCCACCUCUAUCAUGGCUUAUUUGCACAUCUAUAAUACACCAUUAAGGGUCUGUAUAAGCUAGACAAGAAAAUCAUCUGGAUAAAGCUGGAAAUAAACUCUGAAACAGAACUUGGUAUCAUUUUGACUGACUUGGUUUUGCUGUAUUUUUUGUGUUUUGUAGCUGAUUAAAGUUUGGAGAUUUCAUUCAAAAACCUA